Molecule: messenger RNA, 839 nt
Organism: Apus apus (common swift)
Lineage: Eukaryota; Metazoa; Chordata; Aves; Apodiformes; Apodidae
Gene: ZMAT5
Product: zinc finger matrin-type 5
Exons: 6
Coding region: 214-726 (170 amino acids)
Cellular component (GO): U12-type spliceosomal complex
Molecular function (GO): zinc ion binding
Source: RefSeq, a predicted model, not a curated record
GCCUGGCGGGAGCGGCGCCGCCUCAGGGGGCCCGGGCCUCCCUCACCCCCCGCUCCCUCCUUCGCCGUCCCCGGCCCGGCCCGGCCCGGCCCGCGCUGCUCCUGCCGGUUUCUGCUGUAAAUCUUGGAUCCCCUGUCCCCAGGGAGCUGCUGCACGCUGAGGAUCUGUCUGAUGGUUCCCAGGGCGUCCUGACGCUGCCCGGCCAGAAGAGGGAUGGGGAAAAGAUACUUCUGUGACUACUGUGACAGGUCCUUUCAGGACAACCUUCACAACAGGAAGAAACACCUCAAUGGAGUGCAGCACCUCAGGGCUAAGAGGCUCUGGUACGACUUAUUCCGAGAUGCUGCUGCUAUCCUGCAAGAGGAACAGACCAAGAAACCUUGUCGGAAGUUUCUGCAAACAGGACAGUGUGAUUUUGGAUCCAACUGCAGAUUUUCCCACAUGACAGAGCAGGACCUGGAGAAGCUGAGUGCCCAGGUGCAAGGAGAGCAGAGAUUGAAGGAGCUGCGGCAGGAGGGAGCAGAUGUCCCACCUGGCACCAUUGAGGACUGGCUGGAGAAGAGAGCCAAGAGACUGAGCAUGGCUCAGAGCAACAGUGCUCUGCCUGAGAAACCAGUGCCUUUCCAGUACCCACCGGGCUGGCCACCAGUGCAGGACCUGCCCCUGUCCCUGCAGGCCCCUCCACCUGGGGGGUGGCCCAUCCCCCCCAACCUGCAGUGGGGCUGAGGCACCAGGACCCCCAGGUUCUGCUGGAGAUGGACUUCUUCCUCACCUGCUUUAAGAAAGGGAUGGAAUUAUUUCUCUACAAUUUUAUACCAAUAAAAACCUCCCCCCGCCCC